GGGGAAUUACAGCUCUUUCUGAGGCCAGAGCUCCUACAGGACCCUCGGCUACAGGAUGAGGAGCUUCCCGCUCACGCUCGCCCUCGCACUGUGUGCGGUCUCUGUGGUUUGGGCCGACAGUAAGAUGAGGAAGAAGAGAGCGUGGAUCAUCGACAGCUUCAACAUUGAGGAGGAGAACCCAGGUCCGUUCCCGUACCUGUUGGGACGAAUUGAACUGGACCGGAAGUAUCUGGUGAAGUUUAGGCUCCUGGGCAGUGGAGUUAAUGAAGAACCUGUAGGAGUUCUGGAAAUGAAGAGUAACGGGGAGAUCUGGGUCCACAAGAAAGUCAACUAUGAGGACUUUCAGAUCCUCAGGUUAACGUUUGAAGCCAGAAACGUCUCCAACGAUCAAGUGGACACAAGACUCGGGGUGGAGAUCAAGAUCCUGGAUAUUAAUGAUCAUCCCCCCGUCUUUAACCGACCAGUCUACGACACUUCUCUGGAAGAGUCUGCAACUCAGGGUCAGCAAGUUUUAACGGUGGUGGCGUCAGAUCUGGAUGAUCCUCAGACUCCUAACGGAACUUUCUCCUUCAGAAUCGCCUCGGUUACGCCCAAAACCCAAAACGCCGAGUUCUUCCUGGAGCCGACCGGAACCUCACUGACCGCCAGCAUCUAUUUCAGAGGCUGUUUAGACUACGAGGCAGCGCAGAAAUACACUAUACUGGUUGAAGCUAAAGAUGAUGGAGAUAAAGUGAAGCUCUCCAGCACCAGCACUGUGAUCGUCAACAUUAUCGACAAGAACAAUCACCUGCCGGUCAUCACCGGCCAAACGGGUCCGGGGAGGAUAAAGGAGCGGGACAGCGGGGUGGAGGUCCUGCGGUUGCAGGUCUCUGAUAAGGACAGUCCCGGAUCCGACGCCUGGAAAGCUAAAUAUAAAAUUCACGCAGAUAAAGAAAAAUACUUCAAAAUAGAGACGGACCCACAAACCAAUGAGGGAAAACUCACCGUCAUAAAGGCGAUGGAUUAUGAAGAGCAAUCUUCCAUGAAUAUCUCGGUGAGCGUGGAGAACCUGGUGCCGUAUUUCUCCUGCGAGGUCACGGCUCGUCCUAAUCAGAGGCUGUGGGAGGUGAAGACCGUCACCGGCGGUCCCGACGUGAAGCUGCCAAACUACCCCGUACUGUACCCCAUCACCAUCGCGGUGGAGGACGUUAAUGACCCGCCGGAGUUCGUCCCGCCGGUCAGGAAGGAGGGCAUCAUGGAGAACACCAAGGCAGGAACCUCCCUGUGCACGCUGAAGGCCAUCGACCCCGAUAAAAACUUCGCCAACACGUUUCGUUUUUUUAAAGGGGAAGAUGUGGAAAACUGGAUAACUGUAGAUCCGAAGACAGGGCAAGUGUUCACAGCGAAGGUUCUAGAUAGGGAAUCACCGUAUGUGAAGAACAGUUCCUACCCUGUGAUAAUGUAUGUAGUGGAUAAUGGUGAGCCUCCAAUGACGGGAACUGGAACCCUGAUCAUCCAGGUGGGGGAUCAGAACGAUAACCUGCCCACACUGACGGCCAAUUCACUAGGAAUGUGUUUAUCUGAUAAACCCACCAUGAGCAACAUCACGGCUGUAGAUCUGGACCUGCCUCCAUUCAGCGGACCCUUCACCUACGAACUGCUGGGAGAUGUGAAGGGGAAGUGGAGGAUCGACCCCAGCCACGGAAACACAGUGAACCUGGUGAAGGAGAGCAGUGUGUAUUCGGGUCACCAUGAGCUUCAGGUUAAAGUAUCAGACAACCAGGGCCUCAGCCUGACCCAGAACAUCUCCGUCACCGUGUGCGACUGCAUCACCAUGCCCAACUGCCUGGAACGCAGAGCUUCAGGAGCCCAGGUGGGCAACAGCGCCAUCGGGAUCAUGAUCUUCGCAAUGCUCCUCCUGCUGGCGGUUCUGCUCAUGGCGAUGCUGAUCUCCUGUAAACAGGAGAAGAAGAUGAUCCUGACGGAUGACGGGCCGGGCUGGCGUCUCCUCGAGUCCAACAUCGAGACGCCCGGAACCGACUGUAAGGUUCCCGCCAAAAUCACGCAAGUGGACGGCACCCAGACCGUGAAAGGAAACAACUACAUAGAAGAAUACAAUGGAAAUGUUAAACAGGAAAUGAUGCAGCAACAAAGCACGAUGGCUGUUCAGGACAGUUCUUUCUAUAGGGAGCAGAUGAUGAGGAGAUCUUUACACCGGAAUUCCACCAGACGCUCGUAUAGAAGCUAUCGCUCAGCUACGGAAACAAUGAAUAGAAAUUAUUCAGCGUUCUCUGCAGACGACUACCGCCUCCGACAGGACCUGUUCACUCGCAUUAAUCAGAACCUGGCCCAACUCCAGGCCCCGGAAAAAGAGCUGGGUGAUUACGAGCCGCACUGCUACGCCUACGAAGGAGAACCCAUGCUCAACCCUCAGCUGGACAACAUCUCCAUCACCGAGAACGAGUUCCACCCAGACCUCCUCACCAACCUGGACCUCCGGUUCAACAAACUCGCCUCCAUCUGCAGACCAGACCUCGCGUCAUAGCCUCAGACCAUCUUUAAUAAUCUGUUUACUUGAUAAUGAUUAACAGAUAUAGGAGGUUUUACAGAUUUGAGGAGUGUUUAUGUGUCAUAGUUUCAGUUGUAUGUGCUGUUAGUGGCAUUACUGAGGAGCCAGGGGCUGAAUAUUGUAUAUAUUUAGAAAUUCUAAAUUGAUGAAGUUGCCAAAAUGAGAGUUUUUGUCUUUUUUAAUAGAGUAGAAAAGAACUGAAGAAUUGAAAUAAAAAAAGCAGUGUAAGUAAAGAAAGACAGAAGAUCUGAGCUGCACUGACCUUAAAAACAGAUACACCGUCCUUCAUUAUCAUUGGCAUUUAUCCUCAACAUCCUUAUAGAUCAUCAACGGUAGAUCAGCUCUUGACCAGCAGAGUGUACCCAGACAGCAUGAAGAACUGGCCCAAGAUCAGCUGAUGUAAAAAUAAUUGGUUGAGACUCAGCAUUAGGCAUGUGGAAUGUAUUGUGAUUUAUACUCAACAAAUACUCGAGUUGGCAUUAGUGGCUUGAGCUGAUUCCCGUAGUAUACUCAGCAAUCGGAGUGUUCGCACAAGCAGCUUGGGUAGAUUGGGUAGAUUCCCAUAUUAUACUCGGCAAAUGGGGUGUUUGGCACAAACAGCUUGGCCCAGUUGUUGUACUAUACUCAGCAAUCGGGGUGUUCGCACAAGCAGCUUCAGGCCAAUUGUCAUAUUAUACUCAGGAACUGGGGUAUUAGCACAAGAAGCUUCAAGCCAAUUGCUGUAUUAUACUCUGCAACCGGGCUGAAGGAACAAGCAGCCUCUGGUCAAUUGUCAUAUUAUACUCAGGAACUAGGGUGUUGGCAUAAGUAGUUUGGGCCAAUUCCUAUAGUGUACUCGGCAACAAGAGUAAUGGCACAAGCAGCUUCAGGCCAACUGUCGUAUUAUACUCGCCAAGCCAAUUGCUGUAUUAUACUUGGCAACCAGGGUGAAGGAACAAGCAGCUUCAGGCCAGUUGUAGUAUUAUAGGCGGCAACUGGGGUGUUGGCAUAAGCAGUUUGGGCCAAGUGCUGUAUUAUACUUGGCAAUCAGGGUGUUGGGACAAGCAGCUUCUGGUCAAUUGUAGUAUUAUACUCAGGAACUGGGGUGUUGGCAUAAGUAGUUUGGGCCAAUUCCUAUAGUAUACUCAGCAACAAGAGUAAUGGCACAAGCAGCUUCAGGCAAAUUGUCGUAUUAUACUCAGGAACCGGUGUGUUGGCACAAGCAGCUUCAAGACAAUUGUCGUAUUAGACUUGGCAAUGGGGGUGAUGGUAUAAGCAGCUCGAGCUGAUUCGCAUAUUAUACUCAGCAACCAGAGUGUUGGCACAUGCAACUCUGGCCAGUUCCUAUAUCAUACUUAGCAACCAGAGAAUUGGCAUAAGCGGCUCGGGCCAAUUCCCACAUUACACUCAGCAACCGGACUGUUCGCACCAGCAGCUUCAGGCCAAUUGUUGUAUUAUACUUGGCAACCGGGGUGAUGGCUCAUGUGGCUUGGGCCAAUUGUCAUAUUAUACUCAGCUACUCGAGUGUUGGCACAAGCAGCUUGGGUAGAUUCCUAUGUUAUACUCGGUAACCGGGGUGUUGGCACAUGCAGCUUCAGGCCAAUUGUUGUAUUAGACUCGGAAACCAGGCCUCUAGCAUCUUUGCUAUGUUGGUUUGUUGUAUCAGUAGACUUUUAAAAACAGGUCUUUUUGAGUUACGACAUAGAAUAACCAAUUUUGGUGUAUUAAAAAGACUUUAAAAAUAUUAAUUUCAUUAAAAAAUCAUUUACUAACUUGAAGGUUUUUCACAUUUACGAUUCUCUUCAACAAGGAAAAUUUUUAUUUUUGGAUCCAAAAUUGUUUCUUCUGAGAAAUCUCUCUAAAAAAUUUUUAUGCAUUCUUUCUUUUUAACAUAAAACAAGAUGAAUAACAUUUGAUGUCGUCAUGGUAAUGGAGAAUACAGAUACUGCUGGAGGAUGAUCUCUCUGUGCUGAUGUAAAUUUAGAUGUACAGUUCACUGAAAGGUGGAAUAGGGUGAGGUGGUAACCUGUUGUUGUACAUGUUUAGAUAAAACCUAUUGAAUAAUGUUCUAUAUUUUUACAAAACAGUUUUAUUUUCCAGCGUGAAUUUUUGUUGUAAGCUUGAACAGUGGCUUUUCUGAUUGAAUGUAUUAACUAUUGGAAGUUUACCUCAGUUUAACUUUUUACAAAGUUGAAAACAGUAUAUAAUGUAAAUAGACAGACCGAAAAAGUAGUAGAUUCAAUUAGAUUACCUUUCCUCACACUUCCAAAUGUAGACGUACCUCAAUAAAAUGGCAAAAUCAGAGAAACUGAUUCAGAAAUUAAAGUGGACUCUUCAUUUUUACCAGAGCUGUAUACAGAAGUAGACAGGAAACACCUGGGGACAAGUAACAAGGGGGCGGGGUUACAAAGUCAUGGGCGGAGACAAGGAGAACACAGAGGAAUGUGCCAGAAAGCACACGGCUGGGAAAACAGGCUGUUUUAUUACUGAAUGUAUGGAGAUGGGCGGAGCUACACACAUAAGCAUUAUACUGCAACCAGCCAGCAGGGGGCUAGACGCUGGGUUGUCUAUGCUUUUCUACAGUCACUGAUUGAAAUGAUUAGAAUUGAGUACAUUUAACAUGUUUUAUAUAGAUAGAAAUAUAAUGUAAAUAGAUAGAAUUUUAAAAUGUGACAGAAAUGGUUCUUUGAUCAAUUCUAUAGAGGAGUUUGUGUUUUAGGGAUCAGAAGGAGCUUCUUCUAUGGUGUUGAGUAAAGAACAGUUUUGUGGUUUUAGAGUUAAGUGUGUAGAGUUUUAUAAUGGUUUGGGUCACCGUCUCAGGCUGCUGCCCACAGAACAGAGAACAGAGAACAGAGUGUGAAAAUGUUUAAAUGUUUUGAAAAUGUUUGAUUCCAUAAAAUUUUUGUACCAUAAAAUAAAACUGAAUAAAAUUAAUGU
Molecule: messenger RNA, 5464 nt
Organism: Astyanax mexicanus (Mexican tetra)
Lineage: Eukaryota; Metazoa; Chordata; Actinopteri; Characiformes; Acestrorhamphidae
Product: cadherin-like protein 26
Exons: 17
Coding region: 56-2524 (822 amino acids)
Biological process (GO): multicellular organism development; calcium-dependent cell-cell adhesion; cell-cell junction assembly
Cellular component (GO): catenin complex; adherens junction; plasma membrane
Molecular function (GO): calcium ion binding; cadherin binding
Source: RefSeq, a predicted model, not a curated record